AUGCGUGACGUACUGCGGUUCCUUUCAAAGUUCAUCCUCGCCGCUCGACCUAUCAGCACUAUGACUGAGGCAUUCGCCGUUGUUGGAUUCGCUACUGCUCUCCUCCAGCUUGUUGAAUUUGGUACCAAGAUCGUCAGGCGGCUGCGGGAAAUCGAAGACUGCACAUCAGAGGGUGCAGCUUACUUUAAAGGUUUACGCAUUCGAUUUCCCUUCAUGCUAGACCUUGUCAGAAAAAUCAUGCUACAAAUGGAAGCUGGCGUUGUCAGCGAUAAGUCCAAAGAAAUCAUGUACCCUGUGGUACAAAACUGCAUCACGCAGGCCCAACAACUCGAUAAACUCAUCAGCAGGAGUUUGCCUCUUCCGAAAGACAACUCUUGGAUGCGAGGGAAGAAAGCUGUCUAUGGAGUUUGGUCUGAGUCUGAGAUUGAGCGAAUCGAUGCCUCGUUAAAAUCAGACCUUGAACUACUAAUGCAAGCGGGCACAUUCCAGAAGGUCAAUCGCUCAGAGCAUUCUGAAGCUGUAACUUUCGCGCCAACUUUUAGCAUUGCACCAAAUAUCCAGCUUACGUUAUCGCAGCAGCAGAGUCAGUCUGCACCAUUGCCGUGGGAAGAGCUCGAGAGACAAGUUCACCCUACGCAAUCGAUAUUUAUGGUUCCAUUUUCACGAGAUUCUAAUUUUCUGGGUAGGCAGGACGUAAUUGAUGUCGUGUCUGAGAAGUUCAAGAAGUGCCAGUCAGUGACACUCUCAGGCUUAGGUGGAAUCGGCAAAUCGCAGAUCGCCAUAGAAUACUGCUAUGUUUUCAGAGACACACGCCCAUCUGCCCAGGUCUUCUGGGUGCAUGGAACCGACCCAGUUCACUUCGAACAAGGUUAUCAGGAAAUCGCCAGGAAAGCUCGCAUUCCCGGCUGGGAUGAUUUGAAAAAAGAGAAGCUGAAGCUCGUGCAGGAGUGGCUUCAGGACGAAAACACCGCAGAAUGGCUCUUGGUUGUGGAUAAUGCCGACGACGCGACCAUGUUCUACAGCAAAAGAUCAAGCGAGCUUGGCAGACUUCAGAACGGUUCAAACUCACUUGCUCGGUUCUUGCCACAUUGCUCCCACGGCCGUGUGCUCAUAACCACAAGGGAUAGAAGGCUCGGAGAAAGAAUCUCGCAAAGACAAGGGAUCAUCCAGAUUGCGCCGCUUAGCGCAGAAAAUUCAAAUAACCUUCUACGCUCCAAGAUUUCGGAAGAGAAUUGGUCCGAAGAUGAUGCGCUGAAGCUUGUGGAAUACCUUUCUUCUCUACCAUUGGCCAUUACCCAAGCAGCAGCUUUCAUUAGCGAAAACAGUGUUACAGUCUCGGAAUACCUAGAGAUGUUAGUAAAUGACGAGGAAGACUUGAAAGAGCUUCUAGAUGAACACCUUGAGGACCCACGACGGGAUUGGAGAUCAGAGAACUCCGUGAUCAGGACUUGGAAAUUGACUUUCGAACAGAUUUCAAAGGAGUCCCCCCGUGCCGCGGAGCUACUAUCGCAUUUAGCGACUCUUAAUUUCUACGAAGUUCCCCGGUUGCUCUUGCGCAAUGAUAAAGAAACUGAGAUCGGGUUCCGGACUGCUCUUGGCGUUCUCCAGGCAUUCUCCUUAAUUACGGCGACGAGAGGUCAAAAUCCAAUAUGUAACAUGCAUCGACUAGUCGCUCUUGCAACACAAAGAUGGCUGGAACUUCGUGGAACUCUUGAGUAUUGGCAAAGCCGGGCUCUCAGCACUGUGGGACGAAGGUUUCCUGGCCCGGGACAACAGCACUUUAGAGAGUUCACAAAUAUGAUCGCACUGAUGCCCCAUGCCCAGGUGGUAUUAGGCUAUCAAUUCACUUCAACCAAUGACAUGUUAGCGUGUGCAAAGCUUCUCAUAUCGACAGCACUUUUUGAUCUUUCCAGGGGUGAAUAUCAACAGGCCUCUGACAAGUGCGAACGCUCUCUAAAGAUACGUGAAAGCUUACUUCCUCCGGAUCACCCCGAAACACUAGAGAGCGUCCAGACGUUGGGUGAAACUCUCUUGCAUCUUGGAGAAUUCGGCACGGCCAAAACCCUACUACAAAGAGCGAUCGUGGGCAGAGAAAAGAGCCUAGGUCCGCUCCAUGUCGAUACGCUGGACAGUCUGAGUGAUAUCACCAUCACUUAUUUGGAGCUAGAUGAUCUGGAGUCAGCAGAGACUACCGGUCGAAAAGCUUUGGAGAGAAGGGAAAAGGUCCUUGGGUGUGAUCAUCCUGAGUAUUUGGUCAGUCUGAAUAUUAUGGCCAUUUUGUACCAGCUCAAAGGAGAUUAUCUACAUGCGCUGGAAACGACGGAGAGGGUGUUUAAAGAAAGAGAAAGAUUGAUCGGGUCUGAAUGUCCAAACACAGUGACAACUCUCAACAACCUCGCUUGUUUAAAGUAUCGGAUGGGAGAUCUGAACUCGGCGAACCAAUUGCUUGAUAGAGUCCUCGAGUGCGAGCGGUCAGCUCUUGCGGGGAACACAUAUGACCUCCAGGUCAGCUUAAGCAACAAAGCUGCUGUACUGGCCGCGCAAAACCGCUUUCAAGAGGCAAAAAGCGUGCUCGGAGACGUUCUCCGAAUGCGAGAGAGCACCUUGGGCCCAUCUCAUGCUUUGACGCUAUUCACCAUGGAAGCUUUAGCUGAUGUCCUUGGAGCUGGGGAUGAUGCCGAAGCUGCAAUGAAGCUACGUGCAAAGGUCGGGGAGGACGGUACUACGAGACAAUCGCUGCCAGGAGUAGGUGUCCUUCUCCGGGCAGGGCUCCUCUUUGACUAG
Molecule: messenger RNA, 2784 nt
Organism: Endocarpon pusillum Z07020
Lineage: Eukaryota; Fungi; Ascomycota; Eurotiomycetes; Verrucariales; Verrucariaceae
Exons: 2
Coding region: 1-2784 (927 amino acids)
Molecular function (GO): protein binding; ADP binding
Source: RefSeq, a predicted model, not a curated record